Messenger RNA from Cuscuta campestris, 3318 nucleotides. NCBI's taxonomy places the organism in Eukaryota, Viridiplantae, Streptophyta, Magnoliopsida, Solanales, Convolvulaceae. The record is from the annotation of a GenBank genome assembly.
CGAAAACGCUGUUUCCAAACAAGAUCUAUGUAAAUCUAUUUAGUUUCUUAAAACAAUGAUGUGAAUAAUCAAAUUUGAAAGUUCCCAUUGUUCACAAAACUCCAUUCUCAAACUCCAUUCAACACUUCCUCCCCCUACUUCGGCAAUACCCCUCCAGCGAUUUACGCCAUAACCUCUGAAGUCUCCGACCAGACUCCAACCCCACCAAGAACGGCAUCGCCAGACUCUCAAGUUCUCAUCUGCGCGAAUCCGGUCCAGGUCUUGCUCAGAAGUCAUAUCUGCCGCAACUCCUCAGUCAGAUCUAGGGUUUUGCGCUCAAUCUAAAUCCCAAAAUCAAAGGCUUCAGCUCAUCAAGCUUUAAAAACCCCUGGCCCUCACCCUCUGCUCCUCUCGUGAUCGAACCAUCAAAUUUGAGAGGCCCCGGACCACAAUUGGAAACCUGGAACAGGAGACUAGACCAGUCCAAGGAGCUCAUAACUAGGCGCUUUUCAGUAUGGAUGAGUACCAGGAGGCAGAAAAAUUCGGUAUGGAGAAUGACUACGAGGGUGGACAGUGGAUUGCUGGUGAGUAUUACUACCGUGCACGCAAGGAGAAGCGUGUGCAGAGCAAGGAUGACAUUCUGUAUGGUGUGUUUGCAUCUGGAGACAGCGAUUCAGACUACGAGGGGAACGGAUUAGGUUCCUCAAAGAAGAGGAGGAAAGAUUUUUCUAAGAAGCCAGACCUCACCAAACCUGUUAACUUUGUCUCCACGGGCACUGUAAUGCCCAACCAAGAAGCCGACCGUGAUCGCAACGAGGAGGAUCUGAAAAAGAGUGCAGAGGAUGUUGAUGAUAGGCCGUCUGUUCUGGGGGUUGGAGCAACAUCUUCUGGUGCAGGAUUUGCUUCAAAAACCAGUGAUGGGGACGUUGAUAAUGACUUUGAGACCUUUCUGCCCUCUGCUUUUGGGAAGAUGAUCCAGAAAGGUGCACUUUUGAGAAAGGAUAAGGAAAAGGAGAAGUCUAUCCAACUCAAAAAGUCAUAUCAAUCUGGGAGAAGAGAAACAGAAGCAGGUGAUGUUGGUGUUUUUGAAAAGCAUACCAAAAGAAUUGGGAUGAAGUUGCUUGAAAAGAUGGGUUAUAAGGGAGGUGGCCUUGGGAAGAAUGAACAAGGCAUCACCGCUCCCAUUGAAGUGAAGCUGCGACCUAAAAACAUGGGAAUGGGUUUCAAUGACUACAAAGAGACUGCUGCACCAAAACUUGAGGAAUCUGAAGCAAAAUCUGCCCCCACGAAUGUGCAGCCAUUGAAAAGCCACAUAAAAGAGAAGCCUUGGCUGAAGAAAGCUUCAAGAAAGAGGGCUUAUACCACGGCAGAAGAGUUACUGGCCAAGAAGCAAGAGCAGGGACUUGACGUAGUUCAAAAGGUGUUCGACAUGAGGGGCCCACAAGUUCGGGUUUUGACAAACCUAGAGAACUUAAAUGCUGAAGAAAAGGCAAUGGAAAAUGAUAUUCCUAUGCCGGAACUUCAGCACAAUAUCAGACUGAUUGUUGAUCUAGCAGAACUCGACAUUCAAAAAAUUGAUCAAGAUUUGAGAAACGAGAGGGAGCUUGUGGUUGCUUUACAGAAAGAGAAGGAGAAACUCCAAGCUGAAGCUGUUUCCCAGAAAACACAGCUUGAAAUUAUGGAAUACAUUGUGAAUGAAUUGGACCGGAUGGAUGAAGAAAGUAGAAGUGGCACAUUGACUCUUGACUCACUUGUGAAGUCAUUUCUAUAUCUGCAACAACAUUAUGCUGAAGAUUAUAAGAUUUGUAACUUGUCAGCGAUAGCAUGCUCAUACGCUAUGCCUCUAUUCAUUCGAGUGUUUCAGGGAUGGGACCCACUUGAAAAUCCAACUUAUGGAUUAGAGGUUGUUUCAUUGUGGAAAGAUCUGUUGGAAGAUCACUCUUUUGGUUUCUCUGAUAUGGCAUCUCCUUAUGCUCAGUUGUUUAUGGAAGUAAUUUUUCCAGCUGUAAGAAUAUCAGGGACCAACUCUUGGCAGGCAAGAGACCCAGAACCCAUGCUUCGAUUUUUGGAUUCCUGGGAAAAGCUGUUGCCUCCUGUUGUUCUACACACCAUUCUUGAUAACGUUGUUUUGCCUAAAAUAUCAGCUGCUGUUGACUUAUGGGAUCCCCGUAGGGAGACAGUUCCAAUCCACUCUUGGAUUCAUCCAUGGCUGCACUUGUUGGGUCAGAAGCUGGAAACGUGCUAUCCCACAAUACGUUAUAGAUUGGAAAGUGUACUUCAUGCGUGGCAUCCAAGUGAUGGCUCUGCGUACUACAUACUGUCACCAUGGAAGAAUGUGUUUGAUCCAAGCAGCUGGGAAAAACUCAUGGUAAGAUCUAUCCUCCCAAAGUUAUUGGCUGCCAUGCAUGAAUUCCAAGUAAAUCCCGCAAAGCAGAAACUUGAGCAGUUUAACUGGGUCCAAACUUGGGCUACUGAUAUUCCAAUCCAUCACAUGCUUCCACUAUGGGAUAUCUUCUUCAACAAGUGGCACCAAGUCCUGUACCACUGGUUAUGUUCAAACCCACUCUUUGAAGAAGUGACCAAUUGGUUUUUGGGUUGGAAGAAGCUUUUCUCUCAAGAACUUCUCGCAAAUGAACAUAUACGAUAUAGGCUCAAUGUAGGUCUGGAAAUGAUGACGCGGGCAGCGGAAGGCUUGGAAGUGAUGCAGCCAGGUACAAGAGAGAAUAUAAGUCAUCUUAGGGCGCUCGAACAAAGGCAGUUUGAGACCCAGAAAAAGGCUGCAGCGCAUGGUCAACAGCAUGCCUCUACAAACUUCAGCAGUGGGCUCCAUGGAGAGGGUAUAAGCAGUGGAACAGAGAUAAGCAUGAAAGAAGUAAUUGAAGCUCAUGCACAACAUAAUGGUUUGCUGUUCAAACCAAAGCCAGGCAGGAUGCAGGAUGGUCAUCAAAUUUAUGGUUUUGGUAACAUAAGCAUAAUAAUAGACUCCUUGAAACAGCAGGUAUUAGCGCAAGUUGAGGACAGAUGGUCUUUGGUUUCUCUUGAACAGCUUUUGGAGCUACACAAUCGAUAUGGCUUGAAGAGGCGAUGACUAAAGCACCUGAUCUUUGGCAGUUGUCCAAAUUACUUCGUUGACACAGGUUUUCUCAACGUCUUGUGCUUUUAUGUGUAAAUUGAGUAGUCAUGAAUCAAGAUCAGAAUAUCAGAUAUGCUUAAAGUGCUUAUUUGCCAUUUUACUUUGCUGUUGUUUAAGUUGAGUUCAUUAUACUGUCUUCAGCCAUGUUAUUUAGCAUAACUCUUGAAGUGUUUUAAGAACUUUGGUAUUAAACUGUCUUCAGCCCU